AUGUUGCCAUGGAUUGCAACUUCCACCAUCAUCACCAAACAUGCAGGGGACUGUCCAGAGUUCUAUGAUCUGGAGUUCUUCCUGUCCAAAAGUGAGGUCAAUGAAGCCGUUCUUCGAAUCCAAAAUGCAUGCAAGUCAGUGAAGAAGUGCUACUCACCAAAGAUCCCUGACAUAGCUGUUGAUGAGGAUGAGAAAUCCUUCGAGGCUGCUGAUGAGAAGAAAGAGAAAACUCAUGGAGGACAUUAUGAUGACCAAGGGCUAGCUGCUCUUGUCUGCCAUCAUGAUGUUCCUUUAUUUCUUGGAAAUGUAGAUACUCCUGGAGAACAGCAAAAGUACACUGUGAUGCUUCUCGACUGUGUCACUUCAAACCUUCCAGAGGCAGCCACCAUUGCAGUUUUGUAUGACAUCGGGUGUUAUGAUAUCUUUGCACCAGCAUUGACAGAACAACUCUUAUUUGUGACAUCUGCAAUGCAUGCCUAUGGGCACCAGUGGGCUUGCCAAUUAGUCUACAAUCCAUGGUUUCGAUCCAGCCUAGGGCUAACUGAUGGGGAGGGCAUUGAACAUUUUUGGUCAUGCAUUCAGAAGCUCAUUGGAAUCACCUGA
Molecule: messenger RNA, 603 nt
Organism: Desarmillaria tabescens
Lineage: Eukaryota; Fungi; Basidiomycota; Agaricomycetes; Agaricales; Physalacriaceae
Exons: 2
Coding region: 1-603 (200 amino acids)
Source: RefSeq, a predicted model, not a curated record